AUGGGAUCAACAGAUGUUGUGAUUAAAGUUUUUUUUAAAGAUGGCAGUUAUAAAUCUUUAAGAGUGAACGAAGAUGAUAAAACAAAACAAGUUUGUGCAUCAGUACUCACUAAAGUUUCAUUAAAAACAAAGAAUACCAAUAAAUUACUUUUAUACACUGCUUUUAAAGAAAAUAAUGGUUUGUAA
Dictyostelium discoideum AX4 is the source of this 186-nucleotide messenger RNA. Its product is annotated as ras association domain-containing protein. The transcript is spliced from 2 exons. Bases 1 to 186 code for a protein of 61 amino acids. The record is from RefSeq and is a predicted model, not a curated record. Lineage: Eukaryota; Evosea; Eumycetozoa; Dictyosteliales; Dictyosteliaceae. Gene Ontology annotation, biological process: signal transduction.